AUGACGAUGACCAACCUCCUGCCUUCAGCCGGGGACGCAAACUGCUAUUACAUCCUGACAGAAGACUGUGCCUAUGGAAGCAAGUACUUCCAAGCUGGGAACAUGUGCUUCUGCAGCGAGAGAACUUACCUGCGUAACUACGCCGAUGACAGGCCCCCGACUUGCUUCUUGAAAGUCAUCAUGCUGGAUGACAGCUCCACCGUCACGGUAAACGUAGAAAUCCUUCAGCCUGUGCGCGAGGAGGCAGCCGUUUUCCUCCUGGCCAUCAGCAGCCAUAACGAACGCUUGGACUGCUUCUUGGGGAGACUGAGCCUUGAUGCAGCUCUGCGGGCCGUGCCAGGCCAAAAGGUGACGGUGGAGGUUGACCGGCAAUAUUUCCCUGGCGUCAUCCGCUACAUCGGGAGCAUUUACAAAAACGCUUCGGCUGUGCUGUCUCCGUUCUUCUUCGGGGUGGAGUUACAGGGCGAGGGUGAAAACAGAGGGCGCAGCGAUGGAUCUUACCACGGCACUGAGUAUUUCAAGUGCAAGCGGAACUGCGGGAUCUUCCUGCCGCUUAGCAGAAUCCAGUUUGCUCCCACACUGGGCAACGACUGUGUGAAACAGAAGCCAAAACCAGACACGGAAGAGGGAGUUCCUGUGAAAGUUGGAGAUGCGGUUAACUUCUACGUGGACGAGGUCCUCACAAAAGGAAUAGCGAUGGCAGUUUAUAGAGAGGGAACCCAGUGGUUCGUUAAAGUUUGUCCGGAAGAAGAAGGAACAACUGAUUUUUUCCGAGAAAUCCCUAUGGACUCUGUUGUGAAGGAAAGUUUGCAAAGUGUAUUUUCACCGUUUGAGUCUGACAUGGGCUUGGGACACCCAAACCAAAUGAAACGAGAGAUAAGCGACAGCGGUGAGGAGUCUGAAAGUGGGAAUUCAUCCCUGGAGGUGAACUCCAUGGUCCAGAUCACCUUGGACAAAGGAAACCAGGUUUCGGGAAUCAUCCGCUGGUUGGGCUACCUGCCCCGAAUUAAGCACAAAAUGGCAGGAGUUGAACUGGAUGAAGAUAAGGGAGUCACUGCUGGCGAAUGGCUGGGCACGUACUACUUCCACUGCGCUCCGAAGCGCGGCCUCUUCGUGAAGCUGCAGUCCUGCCAGCCCGACGUUCGCUUCCAGUGUUCACGCAACAGCGAGCUGAGCCUCGGGGAUUAUAGAGGGCAGGAAGUUCUUCCACAGGUUGGGGACAGUUUUCCUCCCCUCAGGAACGAGGCAGCGGUGCAUGUCCUGCGAGGGCGGAUGAAGGGGAUCCAAGGGCACUGUAAUUCCUGCUAUAUGGAUGCAGCCCUCUUCAGCCUCUUCUCCUGUACGUCCGUGCUGGACUCCAUGCUCUUCAAGCCCUUCCUACUGUGUGACAGGAAUGUCCAGAGCAUUCUGCGGGAUGAAAUAGUUAACCCCCUCCGAAAGUAA
This is a messenger RNA of Eurypyga helias (sunbittern), 1443 nucleotides long. Its product is annotated as ubiquitin carboxyl-terminal hydrolase CYLD-like. Gene Ontology annotation, cellular component: cytosol. The transcript is spliced from 7 exons. Gene Ontology annotation, molecular function: K63-linked deubiquitinase activity; cysteine-type deubiquitinase activity. Lineage: Eukaryota; Metazoa; Chordata; Aves; Eurypygiformes; Eurypygidae. The record is from RefSeq and is a predicted model, not a curated record. Gene Ontology annotation, biological process: protein K63-linked deubiquitination. Bases 1 to 1443 code for a protein of 480 amino acids.